CUUCUGAAGAACUGACGGUUAAUGGAUGAAUGGAUCUGAUCGAGCUGAGAAAGAAUAUGCUAGAUACAUGCCUUUGAGAUGAAGAGCACUGACAGCCAUCGCAGCUUAUAAUCAGUAACUCUGAUGCUUGAAGUGUUGGCGAUGAGAUAUUUCCAUGAGACGUAUUUAGAUCUCUCCACUUCUACAAGGCUAGUUUUACAGAAUGUUGGGAAUAAACGGUAUGUCAGAUAUGGCUGAGACUGCGAGGAUGAGCCGCAUGUUUUACAUUUUUCACAAAUUUUGGGAAAUAAAAUGUACGCUUGCUGCUCUACAGUAACUUUGGAACAGGACCUCAACAAAAAAAUGCAUAUCUGGAUGCUGCAGAUGAUCGCAUUUGCUUUAACAUCGCUAGUUCUUUCGUGGGCAGAAAGCAUCGAGUAUUAUGGGGAAAUCUGUGAUAAUGCGUGUCCUUGUGAGGAGAAGGACAGUAUCUUAACGGUGAGCUGUGAAAACAGAGGGAUCAUCAGCCUUUUUGAGAUCAGUCCACCGAGRUUCCCUGUCUACCACCUCCUGUUGUCAGGGAACCUUUUGAACAGGCUGUACCCUAACCAGUUUGUCAAUUACACCGGGGCUUCAAUUUUGCACCUGGGGAGCAACGACAUACAGGACAUCGAAACGGGCGCCUUUCAUGGUCUGAGAGGUUUGAGGAGGCUGCACCUGAACAACAACAAGCUGGAACUUCUACGGGAUGACACUUUCCUUGGGCUAGAGAGUUUGGAGUAUCUACAAGUAGAUUAUAAUUACAUUAGUGUCAUCGAACCCAAUGCCUUCAGCAAGCUGCAUUUGCUGCAGGUGCUCAUUCUCAAUGAUAAUCUCCUCUCCAGUUUGCCCAACAACCUUUUCCGUUUUGUGCCCUUAACUCACCUGGACUUGAGGGGUAACCGGCUGAAGCUGUUGCCCUAUGUGGGCCUUUUACAGCACAUGGAUAAAGUGGUGGAGCUGCAGCUGGAGGAAAACCCCUGGAAUUGCUCUUGCGAGCUGAUUGCUCUAAAGGAUUGGCUGGACAGUAUCUCCUACUCUGCUCUUGUGGGAGAUGUGGUUUGCGAGACUCCUUUCCGAUUACAUGGUCGAGACCUGGACGAGGUCUCCAAGCAGGAGCUUUGCCCCAGGAGACUCAUUUCGGAUUAUGAAAUGAGACCGCAGACGCCACUGAGCACCACAGGGUAUUUCCACACUACCCCGGCUUCGGUGAACUCCGUGGCCACUUCCUCUUCAGCUGUUUACAAAUCUCCCUUGAAGCCUCCCAAGGGCACCCGCCAACCCAACAAGACGCGGGUGCGUCCCACCUCCCGCCUGCCCUCAAAAGACCUGGGAUACAGCAACUAUGGCCCCAGCAUCGCCUACCAGACCAAAUCUCCGGUGCCUUUGGAGUGCCCCACUGCCUGCACUUGCAACUUGCAGAUUUCAGACCUGGGCCUCAACGUCAACUGUCAGGAGAGGAAGAUUGAGAGCCUUUCCGAACUGCAGCCCAAACCCUAUAAUCCUAAGAAAAUGUAUCUGACAGAGAACUACAUUGCUCUGGUGCGCAGGGCGGAUUUUGUGGAUGCCACUGGGCUGGAUUUGCUACAUCUGGGCAAUAAUCGUAUCUCAGUUAUUCAGGAUCGGGCUUUUGGGGAUUUAACUAAUUUGCGAAGACUGUACCUGAAUGGGAACCGCAUCGACAAGCUGAGCCCAGAGCUGUUCUACGGGCUGCAGAGCCUGCAGUACCUCUUCCUGCAGUACAAUGUGAUCCGGGAGAUAGAGGCAGGCACCUUUGAACCCGUUCCCAAUCUGCAGCUCCUGUUUUUGAACAACAAUCUGCUGAGAUCCUUGCCUGGGAACAUUUUUUCUGGUCUGUCUCUCUACAGGCUGAGCCUGCGCAGCAACCACUUCUCCUUCCUGCCGGUGAGCGGGGUGCUGGACCAGCUCAAGUCUCUGCUGCAGAUCGACCUGCAUGAAAACCCCUGGGACUGCACAUGUGAUGUGGUGGGCAUGAAGCUAUGGCUGGAGCAGCUCAACACUGGUGUCCUGGUAGACCAGGUGAUCUGCAAGUCGCCCAAGAAGUUUGCCCAGAGCGACAUGCGAGCCGUGCGGACCGAGCUGCUGUGCCCCGACUACUCAGACAUCGUGGUGUCCACUCCCACGCCAUCCUCUGGCCCACGGCCGCCGCGGACCACGCCAUCCUCCUCCACGGUGCGCCUCAACGGCACAGUGGCCACAGCGCCUGCGGGCAGCCCCGGUGGUGGCCCCAGCUCCUCCGUGCCGCUCUCCGUGCUCAUCCUCAGCCUGCUGCUUGUCUUCAUCAUGUCUGUCUUCGUGGCCGCGGGGCUCUUUGUGCUCGUCAUGAAGCGCCGCAAGAAGGGCCAGGGCGACCCUGCCAGUGCCAACAACUCCGACGUGAGCUCCUUCAACAUGCAGUACAGCGUCUACAGCGGUGGCGGCCACCACCACCAUCACCCGCACCACCAGCAGCAGCAGCACCGAGGCGGCGGCGGUGGCGGGGGGGCAGCGCUGCCCAAAGUGAAGACCCCCGCGGGGCACGUUUACGAGUACAUCCCGCACCCCCUGGGCCACAUGUGCAAGAACCCCAUCUACCGCUCCCGGGAGGGCAACGCGGGCGAGGAUUACAAAGACCUCCACGAGCUCAAGGUCACCUAUGGCGGGCACCCUACGCAGCCGGCGGGGGGGCCACCGCCGCCGGCGCCGCCGGGCGCGGAGGACGCGCCCCUGCGCAGCGCCGCGUACAGCGUGAGCACCAUCGAGCCGCGCAGCGAGCUGCGCUCACCCACACAGGAGGCCGAUCGCUUCUACAGGGGCAUUUUGGAGCCYGGCAAACACUCGCCUCCCCCCACGCUGGGCCCCCCCGGCUCUACUCUCCCUGACUACCCCAAGCUCCCCGCCGCCGCCUACACCUACUCCCCCAACUAUGACCUUAGGCGUCCCCAGCAGUAUUUGCACCCGGGGCCGGCCGAGGGCCGGCUCCGGGAGGCGGUGCUCUACAAUCCCCCGAGUACUGUCUAUGUAGAGCCCAACAGGAACGAGUACCUGGAGCUAAAAGCAAAACUAAACGCAGAGCCGGACUACCUCGAAGUGCUGGAAAAACAGACCACAUUCAGCCAGUUCUGAGAAACACCCCUCUCCAGCCUCCCCAACUACUCCAGCAGCUCCUUCUCUAGA
Molecule: messenger RNA, 3195 nt
Organism: Nothoprocta perdicaria
Lineage: Eukaryota; Metazoa; Chordata; Aves; Tinamiformes; Tinamidae
Gene: SLITRK5
Product: SLIT and NTRK like family member 5
Exons: 3
Coding region: 292-3144 (950 amino acids)
Biological process (GO): axonogenesis; positive regulation of synapse assembly; regulation of presynapse assembly
Cellular component (GO): membrane
Molecular function (GO): protein binding
Source: RefSeq, a predicted model, not a curated record